UGGGCGCAUCCCCCACUCCAAUACUGGGUAUUCUGUGCCACUUACUACCAUUUGUACAACGGAAACCGAACCCUUUUCGUAUCGUUUGUAACCUCUUCAGUAGCCUUCUCUGUCACUUCAAUGGCCUAUUGAUCCAUGCUACUUUGCUGAUCUCCCCGAACCCUAGAACUGCAAAUCAAGAAAAUGCGUCACAUUUACAUAAGUUUUUAGCAUCUGGGUUAGGACUUAAAUCUCAGAAAGCCCGUCAGACUCUCUGGUUCAGUUGAUGAUGAAAGAAGAGAUGGAGUGAGAGAUGCAAAGCGUUUUAAGUACUUUUGAAACAAAAUCUGAUUCGGAGAUUUAAGUUUGUCACAAGUUUUUUUUAAUUAUUUUUAAAUUUUUUUUAAUGUUGAAGGGUGAAUGCUGGUGAUUGACAUCCUUUGACUUGGGUCCUGAUCAUGGCUAGGCGUCAUGGCUGGCAACUUCCUGCUCACACGUUUCAGGUGGUGGCAAUAACUGUUUUCUUCCUGCUAUCUGUUGCUUUCUAUGCCUUUUUUGCUCCCUUUCUUGGGAAGGACAUCUAUGAAUACAUAGCCAUUGGUAUUUAUUCCUUUCUGGCUCUCUGUGUGUUUAUACUUUAUGUUAGAUGCACAGCCAUUGAUCCUGCUGAUCCUGGCAUUCUCAUCGAACCUGACAAGACAUUGACUCAUAGGUCACAGAACAACUCAGAGUUCCCCGAGGAGCCAAGCAAGGUAGGAUUGAACAAUGAAGGAAAAUCCGAACAACAUAGCUCAGGUUGCUGUUCGACAGUUGGAGGGCUCUUUUGUGGUUUUCUCGUGAAGGCCGAUUGCCGGAAAGAUGAAGACCAUUUACAGGAGCAAAAUGGAGAGGAAGAGGCUUUGUUCUGCACAUUGUGCAAUGCUGAGGUUCAAAAAUUCAGUAAACAUUGCCGGAGUUGUGACAAAUGUGUUGAUGGAUUUGAUCAUCAUUGCCGGUGGUUAAAUAAUUGUGUGGGAAGGAAAAAUUAUAUCACUUUUGUGUGCCUAAUGGCAGCAAGCCUUGUCUGGCUUGCUUUUGAGUGUGCGGUGGGCAUUAUGGUCCUUGUUCGUUGCUUUGCUGAUAGAAAGGCUACAGAACAUCAGAUAACAGAUAGACUUGGAGAUGGAUUCUCUCGACCCCCAUUUGCCACUGUGGUGGCACUCUGCACAGCUGUUUCUUUUCUUGCAACUGUGCCUCUGGGUGAACUGUUCUUUUUCCACAUAAUUUUGAUUAGAAAGGGUAUUACAACAUACGAGUAUGUUGUUGCUAUGAGGACCCAGAGUGAACCUCCUGGACCCUCUAUCGACGGAGAAGAACAGCAGAGCCUGCCAUCAUCGCCAACAAGUUCUGCUGUGACUGCAAUUAGUGGUAGAAGUUCUCUUGGAAAGGGCUUGCAGUAUAAAGGUGCUUGGUGCACUCCUCCUAGAAUCUUUAUGGACCAUCAGGAUGAGAUUAUCCCUCAUCUAGAGCCAGGACGCUUACCAUCCACAGUUGAUCCAGAUGCAUUACAAGCUGAUAAGGGGAAAAAGGUAGCGCAGCGUCCAGUCCGAAUUAGUGCAUGGAAACUUGCAAAACUAGAUUCUAACGAGGCAAUUAAAGCUGGUGCCAAGGCUAGAGCUUCUUCAUCUGUUCUUCGUCCAGUGAGUUCUAGACAUCAUCAGCAUGAUGGUGAUCAUUUGUCGAGUACAAAUAUGAGCGGUAAAAGCAGUCCAACCAGUACGAACCAGGGAUUUUAUGAAAGGAAUGCUCGGGCAGGAACAUCAAGGUUAUCUUCCACGAAGAGCUCAUAUCCACCAAGUCUUGCAAGCAGAGAAGAUAUUGAAACAUGUGGUCACAGCAUUAGUAAUUUAAGCAGUCCUCUUGCGGCAAAUCUCACUGCUUCCCCACAGGGGCUGGAAUCUUCGAACAGAGGCCACUUCAACCCAAUAUAUCAGUCCUCUGCAGAACAAUCACCUUGGUCGGUGAAAGCCGGUGAUGGGAAUGGGAAUGAGGCUGGUGUAGGAGAUGAUCUGAACCAGAACCUUGCGAGGAAAAACAAUCCUGGAGUUACGGAAAACCCCAAGUCGUCAGUGUAUUGGGAUCAGGAAGCUGGGCGGUUUGUGUCUGCAGCGACAAGAAACACUGGUUCUUGUUCCUCCCAGGUUUCUGGAGCUGAGCUCACGUACACGGGCCAAUCCAUUUUCUUUGGUGGCCCAUUGGUGAGCGAGCAGCUAGGUAGAGGAGGGACGAGAAGCGGCGGCGGAUUGGCAGCUGGACCGCAACAAAGCUCGGGAUCAAGUUUGUAUCAGCAGGGUAGAACACAGCGGGGAGGUCAGCUUCCUGUGUUCGUUCCGAGCGAUUCGCAGCAAAACCAAUUUUCUUCUAGGUUUCAAUGAGGUUUAGGAAACAAGAUACUGAUUUAUUUCGAUUCGUAAAAUAUAUAUAGAAAUAGAUCUCCAGUUCAGUUA
Molecule: messenger RNA, 2465 nt
Organism: Coffea eugenioides
Lineage: Eukaryota; Viridiplantae; Streptophyta; Magnoliopsida; Gentianales; Rubiaceae
Product: protein S-acyltransferase 21
Exons: 10
Coding region: 438-2393 (651 amino acids)
Biological process (GO): protein targeting to membrane; peptidyl-L-cysteine S-palmitoylation
Cellular component (GO): endoplasmic reticulum; Golgi apparatus
Molecular function (GO): protein-cysteine S-palmitoyltransferase activity
Source: RefSeq, a predicted model, not a curated record